UUUUGCUUUUAUGCGAUCACAUGAAUAAUGAGGAAUAAAAGAAAAUAAAAAUCCCAAGGAGAAAAAAACGAACAUGAUCAUAUGAGACAUCGUGGUUAUCUGGCAAACCAAUAAUAUAAAUAACACACGCAACUUACACCCCUCUCACUCAACCUUCUCCACCCUUCCAUCCAUAUCCACACACAACAUCAUGAGCUGGUGGUGGGCCGGAGCAAUUGGCGCAGCAAAGAAAAAACUAGAUGUUGAUGACGCCCCACCCAAAUACCAAAGUGUCGCCCUUAUCGUAGGAGUUACCGGCAUCGUCGGCAACAGUUUAGCCGAAAUCCUGCCGCUAUCCGACACCCCGGGCGGCCCAUGGAAGGUGUACGGCGUCGCACGCCGCCCGCGUCCCCAGUGGAACGCGGACCACCCGAUCGAAUACAUCCAGUGCGACAUCUCAGAUCCAGAUGACACACAUAUAAAACUUGGUGAGGUAAAGGAUGUUACACAUCUGUUUUAUGUGACUUGGGCCAACAGAUCCACUGAAUCUGAGAACUGUGAAAUCAAUGGUAAAAUGUUUAAGAAUGUUCUAGAUGUAGUGGUUAAGAAUUCCCCCAGUUUGCAACACGUGUCGUUGCAAACUGGGAGAAAACAUUAUUUAGGUCCUUUUGAGUUGUACGGAAAAGUGGCGCAUGAUCCGCCUUUUCACGAGGAUCUACCUAGGCUAGACGUGCCUAACUUUUAUUAUACCCAGGAGGACAUUCUGUUCAGCACAAUUGAACAGAAUGAAAAGUUGACCUGGUCUGUUCACAGACCAGGUACAAUAUUUGGCUUUUCGCCGUACAGUUUGAUGAACAUAAUUGGUACUCUAUGUGUUUACGCGACAAUUUGUAAACACGAAGGGGUGCCAUUUAAGUUUCCUGGGACGAAGGAAGCGUGGGAGUAUUACUCGGAUUGUUCUGACGCUGAUUUGAUAGCGGAACAACAUAUUUGGGCUGCGGUUGAUCCUUACGCGAAGAAUGAGGCGUUUAAUAUUAGUAAUGGGGAUGUGUUUAAGUGGAAGCAUUUUUGGAAGGUGUUGGCGGAGCAGUUUGAGGUUGAGGAUGGCGGGUUCGAUGAGGGUGCGGGGAAGAUGAGUAUGGUGGAGAUGAUGAAGGAUAAGGCGGGUGUUUGGGAUGAGAUCGUGAGGGAGAAGGGGCUUGCGGUUACUAAGUUGGAUGAGGUUGCGGUGUGGUGGUUUGUUGAUGUGAUUCUUGGUGGUGAGUGUAUGUUGGAUACAAUGAACAAGAGCAAAGAGCAUGGGUUUUUGGGGUUUAGGAAUACUAAAUCUAGUUUGAUUUCUUGGAUUGAUAAGAUGAAAGGGUACAAGAUUGUUCCUUAGGUUUGAGGUUUGAAGUUUGAAGUUGUUGCAUGAUGUUUUAUUAUAUCUGUGUAUGAAAGAAGAAAUAAGUGUGUUUUAUAAUUUGGGUUAAUAAAGAUAAGAAGUUGGUUGUAUGAUGGAUGCAUUACUUUUUGUUAUCUUAAGUUAAUAAUGGAUGGAUUACUUUAGAA
Helianthus annuus (common sunflower) is the source of this 1530-nucleotide messenger RNA. Its product is annotated as 3-oxo-Delta(4,5)-steroid 5-beta-reductase. The record is from RefSeq and is a predicted model, not a curated record. NCBI's taxonomy places the organism in Eukaryota, Viridiplantae, Streptophyta, Magnoliopsida, Asterales, Asteraceae. The coding region runs from base 191 to 1360 and encodes 389 amino acids. The transcript is spliced from 2 exons.